Messenger RNA from Aplysia californica (California sea hare), 1546 nucleotides. RefSeq names its product beta-1,3-galactosyl-O-glycosyl-glycoprotein beta-1,6-N-acetylglucosaminyltransferase. Gene Ontology annotation, molecular function: acetylglucosaminyltransferase activity. Lineage: Eukaryota; Metazoa; Mollusca; Gastropoda; Aplysiida; Aplysiidae. The record is from RefSeq and is a predicted model, not a curated record. Gene Ontology annotation, cellular component: membrane.
CCGCAAGCAGCAUGUGUCAUAUAAUUCUAGAUCAAUGAGUUGAUGGGGUUGUAUUUUUUCUGCUUGGACGAGUAUUCCACUUUGUGAUGAACUCAGCUGCUGACAAUCAUAUUUUUCUGACACACAUCGUUCCACUUUUGGAGAUAAACCGUGUACUGUAAGUUAAGUGUUAGUUUAUCUAUCCUCUCACGUGAGAGAUUCUGUGUUUGUAGUUAUAUUCUUCGGUUCCUCGGAGGAGCGUUAAGCACAGCGUACAGUCACAGUCACAGCCACAACAGUCAGGUUGCUGUGCGCACUCCUCCCAGUAUGUUUCUUCUCCUCGCUCAUUUCAGGAGUAGAUCUACAGUGUGUGUUGCUGGUCAGUGCGUUCUAAACUGACCACUCCUUGGAGUCGGUAGCAACGCACGGGCUGCUGUUGGUGGUGGUGGUGGUGGUGGUGGUUCUGUGCACGUGCUGGUGGCAGGGAUGCCCCCUCAUAAGGAACAUUCCUAGUUUAUCGAGGUGCAAGACAGAGGAGGGAGGGACCAGCAGUAGAUGGCCGACGAGAGAUGAUGACUCGCGCGUUGUGAGGCUGGGACAGUGGAUCACGGAGUCAUGUCCCCGACCACACGCUGGAUACGACAUGGCGAGACACAGUUUCUGUUCCAGGUUGAAUCACACGUGCCGUGUUCUGCUGUUGAGCCCGCUGAAACUGUUCCUCAGUUGGCCGAGAGCGACUUUCCUCAGCACCCGGCGAAUUGUUCUCAUCGGCCUGACCGUCACCUUGGCUGUCGUCAUGACCUUGACCGCGUGCAUCUUGAACUUUGCUGAACUACCGGAAGUGAGGCUGGUGUUGUCUCCCGGCUUCCCGCUGCACAUUUUCCCGGGCUACACUCUGCCGGAGGUGCUUUACUAUGACGUCACUGAGAAACUUCCAGACGAUCUUCAGCAUAAUGUGGCGGCGAGCUCUCUGACCCCGUGGCUGUACUGUAUGAAGGACCUGUGGCCCUCCAAGUGGAAGUAUUUCAUCAACCUCACAGGCCAGGAGUUCCCCCUCAAGAGCAACUUGCAGCUUGUGCAGAUCCUUCGGGCGCUCAACGGCUCCAAUGUGGUGGACACGACUUUGGCGAGCCGUUACUCCAGGCGCUGGUACAGUAAUUUCCCCGCUCCCGACAACAUACGUCCGCACAAGGUUCCCCAGAAACGCACGCUGAGCAAAAGCCGUACAUAGCACGUUUUGUCAACUGGGGCAAAGGUUGGAAGGACAGCCGUGGAAGAUACCCGUUCUCGUGGCCGUGCGGCGGGAAAAGGGUGCGCGGCGUCUGCAUCUUCGGCAUCCGGGACCUCCCGCUGCUGACCAGCCGGAAGGAGCUCUUCGCCAACAAGUUCUUCGCCGACUACCAGCCGCUGGCCCAGACUUGCCUGGAGGAGUGGCACUUCAACAUGACCCUUGCCGAGUACUCGGGCCUGCUCACGCUCAACACCAGCUGGUACGCCAACAUGGACAUCGUCAGGAAUGCGGUUGUUGCAGUUUGACGUCUCGCCCCCCCCCCCCCCCAAAAAAAAA